AACCCCUACCUGGGCCACCGUCACCUAAGUGCGCAACAAGCGCAACUCCUCGGCGAGUACUAUCGUCUCUCUCAGACUCUCAAGCGCAUCCUUGCCCUCUCUGGUGCCCUCUCUGCAACGAAGCCUCACGCUCAAGUGUUGGACUUACUCCGAUUGACCGAGCGCAAGAUGGGUCUGGUCAUCACACUCUUCAAGGCGAGCGUGUGGAGCAUCAUGGUUGAGCAGGAGGAGAGGAAUCGAGCA
Microstroma glucosiphilum is the source of this 243-nucleotide messenger RNA. Its product is annotated as DASH complex, subunit Dad3. The record is from RefSeq and is a predicted model, not a curated record. Lineage: Eukaryota; Fungi; Basidiomycota; Exobasidiomycetes; Microstromatales; Microstromataceae. The annotation marks the transcript as partial. Gene Ontology annotation, biological process: attachment of spindle microtubules to kinetochore. The transcript has a single exon. Gene Ontology annotation, cellular component: DASH complex; mitotic spindle.